CCAAUUUCACUGUCACACUACUCUCUCUCUCUCUCUCUGUAUCAUCACAUAUUAUUCACCGUGAUGAUGGCUUUAUUAUUUCCUCCUCCUCCUUAGCUCUCCCUGCCAGCCAGUCAUGUCAUCAUCUCCCUCUUCCUUUGUUUCCUCUCCAAUACAAUCAAACAUGGCUUUGUUUCAUCCCUUUCUUUCUCAUUCCACGUCUCUCCACCACCUCCCCAAAACUCCCAGACAACCACAGCCACUCAAACUGCUCUUAUCUCUCUCCUCCCCACCCCACCCUCUGAGACCCUUAAUUCCAACAAGAAAGCAGCUAAGCACCAUCAAGUGUAGUGCAGUUGCAGACAUCAAACCUCCUGCUCGCCCACUUGAUGAACAUCAGGAGGAGGAGGAGGAGGAGGAUCACAAGGUCUUGGUGGGUCCCACCAGCGAGGCUGACAGGAGAGGAGAGCGGGUCGUGGUGGACUAUGAUUGGACAGAGGAAUGGUACCCUCUGUACCUCACCCAGGACAUUCCGGACGAUGCACCUUUGGGCUUGACUGUGUUUGAUAAGCAACUUGUGCUGUACAAGGACGGCAGUGGAGAACUCCAGUGCUACCAAGAUCGCUGCCCGCACAGGUUGGCGAAACUAUCCGAAGGCCAGUUGAUUGAUGGAAGACUAGAAUGUUUAUAUCAUGGUUGGCAAUUUGAAGCCCAAGGAAAAUGUGUAAAGAUCCCUCAGCUUCCAGCUGAUGCCAAAAUUCCUAAAUCAGCUUGUUUGAAGACAUAUGAGGUGAGGGACUCACAAGGGGUUGUGUGGGUUUGGAUGUCUCAGAAUACACCACCAAACCCUUCAAAGAUACCUUGGUUUGAGAACUUUGCUCGGCCAGGGUUUCAAGAUACUUCUACAACCCAUGAGCUCCCGUAUGACCACUCUAUACUUUUGGAGAAUCUCAUGGAUCCUGCCCAUGUUCCAAUCUCACAUGACAGGACAGACUGGAGUGCAAAAAGGGAAGAUGCUCAACCGCUGCGCUUUGAGGUCACCGAGCGCAGCGAUAGAGGAUUCGCAGGUUGGUGGGGCAAGACAAGUGAUCCAUCAGCCAAAAGCUUCUUAAGGUUUGAAGCACCAUGUUCUCUUCAAAACAAUAGAGAAAUUGUUGACAAGGAUGGGGAGAAGCACUACUUCACGGGUCUAUUUCUCUGUAGGCCAACUGGACAGGGGAAAUCCAUGCUAAUUGUGAGAUUUGGUGGAACAAAAAGGUCUCCACUGGCAAAAUUGUUUCCCGUAUGGUAUUUUCAUCAGAAUGCAGGCAAGGUCUUUGAGCAAGAUAUGGGAUUUCUUUCAUCUCAAAAUGAGGUACUCAUGAAAGAAAAAGUACCCACCAAAGAGUUGUACCUUAACUUGAAAUCUUCAGAUACAUGGGUUGCUGAAUACAGGAGAUGGAUGGACAAAGUUGGGCAUGGGAUGCCUUACCAUUUUGGGCACAGCACAAUCUCAUUGCCCAAAGAGCCUGCUGUUGUGGAACAUGCGCCAGCAGGACUUGUUGCCGGUGUUUCUGCAUCCUUGCCAGCAAAGGGAGGGAUUGGAUCCAUGCAUGCUCCCAAUUUGGCCAACCGGUAUUUUCGACACGUGGUUCAUUGCAAAAUCUGCAGAAAUGUUGUCAAAGCUUUCCAAGCAUGGCAAAAGGCCCUUACUGCUUUUGCUGUUGCAUCGACUGCAUUGGCAAUUCUAGUCUCAGGAAGGCAGUGGAAGGCCCUGCUAUUAGUAUCUGCAGCAAUAAGCUCAGCUGGGGUUUAUGCAUGCUCGGCUGCUAUUGCAUUGAACACAACAAACUUCAUAAGGACCCAUAGGAGAUUAUGAGCCAUCGAUUUCAGAACCGAGAAGACGAUGUAGAUUCUGUUGCCUGUGUUUUUUAUACGUUUAGAUUCUCCUUGGAAGCUUGAAAUCGCUCAUUUGUUGUGGCUUUCCCUACUCUCUUCCUUUUCCUUCAUUUUCCGUGGCUUAGAACAAGUUUCGUUUCUUUUUUUCUGUGAACAAUAAAGCUUCGUUUUUUUUUGUACAGACAACUACUACUUUAGUGAGCAUUAGAAUUUAGAACUUUUUUCUAGAUGAA
Prunus dulcis (almond) is the source of this 2090-nucleotide messenger RNA. Its product is annotated as protein TIC 55, chloroplastic-like. Gene Ontology annotation, biological process: protein targeting to chloroplast. Lineage: Eukaryota; Viridiplantae; Streptophyta; Magnoliopsida; Rosales; Rosaceae. Gene Ontology annotation, molecular function: 2 iron, 2 sulfur cluster binding; chlorophyllide a oxygenase activity. Bases 116 to 1837 code for a protein of 573 amino acids. Gene Ontology annotation, cellular component: chloroplast. The record is from RefSeq and is a predicted model, not a curated record. The transcript has 3 exons.